GCGGCUAGCCUGGGACGAGACAGACCAGGCAGGGACUUUUCCAGGCUCCCCCGCCCCGAUCCCCCAGAGCGCGGCCUCCCCGCCGUCUGGGACCAUGUGCAGCAGCAGGGGGUGAUGACUGGCUCUUGGCUCGCUCGGGCCAGCCAGGCCACAAUAGCUCUCAUGCCGCUGGCUGCGGGCGGAGGGAGGGGAGAGGUCCCGGGCGGGCGGCUGUGGAAUGAAGCGAGGCAGCCGCAGUUGUCAGUCCCGUCACUGCUGCUGGAAGAACAACGGGGGGCUCCGGUUUCUGCCGCGGAGGCGGGGGGGGGGGGCGCGUUAACCUUUGCGGCGCGCAGCCUGCCAGCGACGCCGGGGAUGAGCGGGGCAGCCGGGCUGAGCCGCGGAGGGCAGGUCUAAGGGGCAGAGAGCGGCGCUCGGGCGGGGAGAGCCGCUGAGCCGAGCCAGGGUCUCCGAGCAUGCCAAGCGCCCUGUGAGCCGAGCUGCUGCGGCCGCUGCUGGGAUGAGCGCCUCGGCUGCCACCGGGGUCUUCGUCCUGUCCCUCACCGCCAUCCCCGUCACGUACCUCUUCAACUUCCUAGCCGCCAGCAGCAGUUCCUGGGCAAUUGUAGCAGUUGGAUCCCUGAUUCUGAUUUUCGUUGCUCUAGUAGCUCGUACUCUGGUCAAAAGAAAACCUCCAAAAGACCCACUGUUUUAUGUUUAUGCCGUAUUCGCUUUUACCAGUGUAGUGAACCUUAUAAUAGGACUUGAACAGGAUGGAAUUAUUGAUGGGUUCAUGACCUACUACUUGAAAGAGGGUGAGCCUCAUCUGAACACUGCAUAUGGCCAUGUGAUCUGCUACUGGGAUGGCUCUGUGCAUUAUCUGAUGUAUCUCUUAAUGGUGGCAGCUAUUGCAUGGGAAGAAAGUUACAGAACCAUUGGCCUAUACUGGUUAGGAUCCAUUGUCAUGAGCAUUAUUGUCUUUAUGCCUGGAACUAUUGUGGGUAAAUAUGGAGCAAGAAUGUGUCCUGCUUCUUUCUUAAGUGUACCGUAUAUUUGUCUUCCUAUAUGGGCUGGGUUCAGAAUCUAUAAUCAUCCUUCUGUGACUUACAAUACUCCCAUCAAGGUGAUUCAGAAAGUCCAGAAGAAAGGACUAUUGAGAAGACCACUAGAUCUAAUGUUGGCUAUAUAUCUCAUCCUAGCAACUGGGUUUUGCAUAUUUAGGGGCAUGAUUGCUUUGGAUUGCCCUGCUGAACUCUGCCGGUCAUAUAUUCAACUUCACGAGCCCUAUAUCAAGGAUCCUGCUGCUUAUCCUAAACUUCAGAUGCUGACAUACAUGUUCUACUCUGUGCCUUAUUAUAUGAUCGCACUGUAUGGCCUACUGGUGCCUGGUUGUUCUUGGAUGCCUGACUUAACCCUUAUACAUGCUGGAGGACUAGCCCAGGUCAGCCUGUUAAAAAUCCUGAGAAAUCUCUUAAAGAAGACUCUACAUGCGAAAGGCAAAUCAUAUGGUUGUGGAAAUGCUGUUUAAGCAUUCAGUCCUGCUCAAGUGCUGAGCACUCCAGGUCUCAUCCAGCUAAGCAUGAAUGCACAUGCUUAAUCAUUGAAAUUGACAGGACUAUUCACAUGCUUAACUUUAAGCACAUGGUUAACUGCAUUGGUGAAGGGGGCGUCAGAGGACUCAGCACUUUGGAGAAUCCAGGUCUUAAACAUUUCCAGGUGUUUUCAGAACAGAGUUUUCCACUGAACUUCUCUAUACAGCUGCUUUUGCUGCUGGUAUUUUGCCAUAAACAGGCAGCAGCUAAUAUAGAAUUUAGUAAGGCCUUGGCUGAUGGAGCUUUCUAUUUGCAGUUAGAAGUAUUUCUAUUACAUCAGAAUAUCUUUAUACUAAAAAUAGUACAUUGCUGUCUCAUUUAUGGAUGAUAAUAGGGGAUAAACUUAAUGGGAAACAUUUAAUGCUUGGGUAUUUUAGAAUUUCUAAAUUUGGAGGGUUCCUUUUUAUAGUCUAAACAGAGUGUUGGCUCAUCCAUGUGCAUGUUUCAACCUAUACGGGGGGACUUUCAUACUUCAACUGGAAAAUGUCAAACCCUGAGGGGAAGUUCACAGCAGUGGUCAGAAGAGAGUGUCUAUGCUUUACAACUCUAUCCAGAAGAGCAGGAUUCAAGACUCCCAGAGCAUGUGUUGGUUGCAGUGUUGUUGUAGCCAUGUUGGUCCCGGGGUAUGAGAGAGACAAGAUGGGUGAGAAGCUCUGUGGAGCUUCAAAGCUUGUCUCUUUCACCAACAGAAGUUGGUCCAAUAAAAGAUAUUAACCCAGCCACUUUGUCUCUAUCGUAGCACGUCAGUCAAUGUUUGACUGUCAGAAAGGAGCUCAUAACAUUAAUUUCCUCCAGGAUCCAAACCUUCCUGGGUGUGGAGUCCUCCCUUAUAUAUUUGAAUUCAGCUCCAUCCCAACACAUUCUCCCCAAGAAAAUAAAACAAGAGCUGUUCAGCCGUCGCAGGAUUUACUGUCUCACAAACAGGUAUCAUGCCCCCAAUGUUUCCUCUAGUGCUUUCAAAGAAACUUUGAAUAUGGUCAAGGUGAAUUUAAUAACCUCUUGUUAUCCAGGAAAAAAAAGCAAUGUACAGAAAAAAAAAAGAUCUCACCUGGAUUUGUAUCUGUUAUUGUCAACUCAGUGUUAACAGAAUGUUUUGCUUUAAUACUUGAGUUACAUUAAUACCUCACAUUAUUACACGUAUGAAGCCAAAUAUGACGCUAACUUAGUUGCUUACAACCUCAAACCUUACUCCCAAUACACAUUCCAAUAAAUUUAUUCUGUAAAAACAAUACAUUUUUUGUUUUUGUUUUUUUGUUUUUUGUUUUGUUUUUUACAGUAAACUUGUCAACUACAAACCUUGAAUACGCAAAAGAUGUUCCAAGGACAAGCAUAACAAGGAUUGAUAAAACCAGACUAAAUAUGUUUUCACAAUAAAAGCUGGCAUAAAAAUAAAUAAAAUUCUCUAUUAUCACAAUAGCAACAAUAAUGUACACAGAAUAAUGGUUUUGGAAUGCUUACUUCCUAGUCUAGAUCUAUUUCCAAAAUUAAAACCAAAAACCAAAAACCAAAAACAGAAGAAUGACAGGAUCCUUUUUUAAGCCUUUCAAUACCGAAAAUUCGAUGUUUUGGUUUGGUUUCAUAAGGUUUCUGUAUCACAAUAAGCUUAGAUAUGGAAAGCAUCCAAAUAAAUGAGCUCAAAUUGUGU
Messenger RNA from Dermochelys coriacea (leatherback sea turtle), 3216 nucleotides. It is a transcript of the gene TM6SF1, whose product is annotated as transmembrane 6 superfamily member 1. Gene Ontology annotation, cellular component: lysosomal membrane. NCBI's taxonomy places the organism in Eukaryota, Metazoa, Chordata, Testudines, Dermochelyidae. The transcript has 10 exons. Bases 500 to 1507 code for a protein of 335 amino acids. The record is from RefSeq and is a predicted model, not a curated record.